Stegostoma tigrinum is the source of this 445-nucleotide messenger RNA. RefSeq names its product membrane magnesium transporter 1 (gene mmgt1). Lineage: Eukaryota; Metazoa; Chordata; Chondrichthyes; Orectolobiformes; Stegostomatidae. Gene Ontology annotation, cellular component: Golgi apparatus; plasma membrane; EMC complex. The coding region runs from base 188 to 427 and encodes 79 amino acids. The transcript has 4 exons. The record is from RefSeq and is a predicted model, not a curated record.
AUGCGCCCUUCAGCCACGGCGCAACGGUGACCCUCGGCCUCUUCCGGAGCAACUACUCCGUUUCGAAAUAAAGUAUUUGAGCGACGGAAGAGCUGCCGUUCGCAGAGACGGCGUUGACGGCCGCGGCGGCGGGGGAGGUUAAACUGGACGAUAACGCGCAGGUCAGCUGAGCCGCGGGUGCACCCCCAUGGCAUCAUCGGUGUGGAAGGGGCUCGUGGGCAUUGGACUCUUCGCCCUGGCUCACGCCGCUUUCUCUGCCGCGCAACAUCGCUCAUACAUGAGGCUGACGGAAAAAGAGAAUGAGACACUCCCGGCAGACAUCGUGCUUCAGACACUGCUGGCGUUUCUCCUGACCUGUUACGGCAUUGUCCAUGUAGCAGGAGAGUUCAAGGAUAUGGAUGCGACCUCAGAACUUAAAAACAAGUAGGUGAUCAUUCCCCUUCGA